Meleagris gallopavo (turkey) is the source of this 5002-nucleotide messenger RNA. The record is from RefSeq and is a predicted model, not a curated record. Lineage: Eukaryota; Metazoa; Chordata; Aves; Galliformes; Phasianidae.
ACCCUACAUGUCCAUUGGAACACUGCGUGAUCAGGUCAUCUAUCCCGAUUCCGUGGAAGACAUGCAUGAGAAAGGCUACCAAGAUCAAGAUCUGGAGUGUAUCCUGCAUGUGGUUCAUCUGUACCACAUAGUUCAGAGAGAAGGAGGCUGGGAUGCCAUCAUGGAUUGGAAAGAUGUCUUAUCAGGAGGAGAAAAACAAAGGAUGGGCAUGGCUCGUAUGUUUUAUCAUAAGCCAAAAUAUGCACUGCUGGAUGAAUGCACGAGUGCUGUUAGCAUUGAUGUUGAAGGAAAGAUAUUCCAAGCUGCAAAAGCUGCCGGGAUAUCCCUGCUUUCUAUAACACACAGACCUUCUCUUUGGAAGUACCACACUCACUUGCUGCAGUUUGAUGGACAAGGAGGCUGGCAUUUUGAGCAGCUGAACAUGGACGUCCGCUUGUCACUGAGUGAGGAAAAACAGAGACUGGAGUCCCAACUUGCAGGAAUUCCUAAAAUGCAGCAGAGACUGAAUGAACUGUGUAAAAUCUUGGGAGAAGACUCAGUGCUCAAAACAAUGGACAAAGAAGAAUGAAUAAUUUAUGUUUUACGUUUUUAAAAGUAUUUUUUUAGUUAAAAGCAUUACAAGUUCAGACAUUAUCCUUUGCAUGCAUUGUGCUAGAGGCUUAGAGCAUAGAGAAAUACAGCCAGCAGAGAAUAAUGCUCAGAAUGCUAUGUAAGACUUCAGCAUUUCAGUGUUAAGGAAGAAAGUGGUUAAACUGUGAAAGGAAAACAAGCAAGGGCACCGAGUAUAAGAUUAGUCGCUGCAGCUUAUUUUAAUUCCUAGUGAAAGCCCAAUUCACUGCAAAGAAAUAGCAACACUUUUAGGUUUUGUCGGUGAGUUUUGGCCUGAGACUUGGCCUGCAGAAUGUGCUCUUGUACCAGGUCACUGUGUGCGUAUGAUAUGCCUGCUACGCAGAGCGAACGUGGCGUGACACUCAGGCAUGGAGCACAGCAGAGGCAGCAUCUGGGUGAGUAUGCAGAUGCAUGCAAAAAUCUCAUUUGGGUAUAAGAAACUUUCUUUCAGCCCAUGUGAAACAAAACUUUUCUACUACUGAGUAGCGUGCACGUCUUUGUCUGCAUCUCCAUAGGAAGUAAUGCAAUAGGCUGACCAGAAGAUAACUGUCCUGACAAACUACUGCCCUUGUGACAAGAGAAACAAGGAUGGAGCUAAGUAUGUAAUAUACACGUGCUGUACUUUAUGCUGUGAUGCACAACUUCAGAGGCUCUUUGCCCUUGGUGCUAUAUCUGUCCCUCUGGGGAAGUACUUGUCCCCUGUGUAGUAAUCUCUGGUGGGCGGAUGGAGCACUGGGCCUAACAUUAGGAGACCUUGUUUUGCUUCACUGAGUCAUUCAUCUGCUUCAUGGGCCUGACCCAGCCAGUAUGCACCUCUGAUCUGGUUCCUCCAUUGGUAAAAUCUCGGUAUGGGCACGUUUGUUCCGUGAGACCUUUUGUGAUGAGGACUGUAGGAGAGCAUGUCUGUUUCUAACAUACACUGAAUUCUCAGACAUGGCUGUCCUGCCAAUUAAAAUGUUUAGUGCUUACAAAGGUUUGUGAAAAUUUAGAGCAUUUUAUAACCACUAAUUGAUGCCUGCCAUAUUUUGUUAGAGUGGACAAACAUUGUGCUCCCCGUGAGCAGAGCAGACAAGAAAAUGCACCGUGGCAGCUUUGCUCCAGAUGCACUCUUUGAUCGUGCCAUUGGCUGCCCAGUUCAGUGGGAGCCAUGUCCCCAGGCAGCCAAAGGGGCUUCAAGCUGAUCCCCGUGGAGCUCAGGGCUGGCCUGAGUGCCUUGCUGCAGGCCAAACUCGGUGAACUAGAAAUAAAGGUGGGAAUGGAUUUUGAGAGAUCCCUGCAAGUGCACUGCCAGUCUUGACAAAAUGCUUACUGUGGCCCAUUAGCUUCCUUGGCAGCAGUGUUUGGUUGGGGAGACUGUGCAAGUGUGCACAGAUCUUUCCUCCUCCAUUGCUGGAAGCUGUUCAGAAAUGGGCAGCUCAGGAGUAGCUCAGGCAAGAGACUGUGCAGGUCUUUCAUCUGCUGUAGGUAAAUGCUUUAGAGGAGAUGUAGCAAUCCUGAAGUUGUUCGUUCCUUAGAAGAUUUCUUUCUGGUGACUUACUCUGAGAAGGAGCAAUGCAUAAGCUGUUAAGAAGUGCUGAGAGAGGAGAAGCGCACUGGGAUAUUUGCUGAGCUGUAUUCAGAACUGAAUGCCAUGGACAGCUUUUCAUAUGAGAGCAGCACCUCAGAGCGAGGUGCUCAGCACCAGUGCUGGAGAAAAGGCUUUGGAUUGGCAUCUCAUCAUUUCAGAAGUGAUGCCUUUGUCAGUGUCCUUGCUUGGGAGUUUAGCUGUCUGGAGGCUGCCAUUCUGCUGGGUAUGUUUGAACAGUCUGUUAAUACAGACUGUUUACAUUUUCUGUGAGUCAAGCACAAGAGGAGGGGGUGAUCAGUAGGGAAUUAACUCUGUCUGCCAAGCCCAAGGCCAGCACAGUAACCGUUAGGCUGUCUUCCUUCUUGCUGCAUGCUGGACUAGAACUUGGAAUAAAUCAGGUCCUCACCUUGCUCCUCUAGAGUCCAUGGCUUGAAUGCAAUCCUGCAUUGCAUUGGUGGCAACAGUUUGUUCCUCCUGUUAGUUUUCUCUAUAAAGUCCUCUGGGACUUCUCACUGAAAGAAGAAAGAUCGCUCCUGGGAAUCUGUGAAAGGGAUGAGAAGUGAAGGUUCAAACAAUAAGCUGUUGUGUUGUAGAGUGCAGACUGGAGGUAACUGAUGUGAUGGAUGAUGUGUGUGUGCGUUUUGAUUUGUGAGUGUCUCUGCCUGUCCCUGAAGGCAAGCUUUCCUGCUUCUCAUCUUCAAAAGAAAUCCAUAUCUGCUAAGGAAAGAAAGAAGUCAGCCAAGAAUCUGUUCUGGGUGAACGUAAAUGAGAUGAUGAUGAUUUCAAAGGCUUGUGCAUUUCUGAGCUAUGUUUCUAGACCACUGUGAUGAAUCAGGUGUGCACCAUGUGCGUGCCCUUGUUGCAGCUGCAACGUACCGUCCUGCUGGCAGAAAGCAGCCACAAAACCACUUUUCCACAAGAUUCUCCCAAGGCAGGAGCUGAGGUAGAGAAAGGGGCUCCGUUGCUCCCCGUCUCUCCGUGAUGCACUUUACUGUGUGGCUGGGAGCUAAACCAGGCUCGUCCAGUCCCUGAAUGAGGAGGACACUGAAAAAUGUUGAGCGCUUGACCCAGUUCAGCACAGCUCCCACGUAUAGUUCCCAUCUUCCAGGAAAGCACUGCAAUGGCACCUGACUUGUUGAGAGCUGUCACUGGUGGACACAGCGCCCCGAAUCUGCUGUACUGCCCUGCAGAGAUCAAUGCUGACCCUGUGCUAUGGCCCAACAGAACAGGUCAUCUGAGGGAACUGCUUAGAAGGAGAAAUAUUGUUUGUUUGUUUGUUUGUUUGUUUUUAAUGAUAUUCUGCAUAGAACAUGCAUCGUGACUGAUGAAAUGUGAUUGAAAACUGAAAUUGCACUAGAAUCAGUGUAAUCUUGAAGUCUGAUAUGUAUUUCGUGGAUCCAGUAAUAGAUUGGCCAUUCCUAUUUAGUAACACAGUAACAAAAACCAGCAUCCCACUCUGCUGUUUGCAUUCUUGCAGGCAUGAAAAGAGCACAAGAGCGCUGAUAGGAGAGGAACUUUCUCUAAAUAGGAGCUGUCUGAGUAAUGCCGAGCCACUUUUAGAAGGAUUUUCUGUACUGGUGAUUCAUUCAUCUUAAAAUUGAUUUUGUAGUUUGAAGAGAAGCUGCCCUGCAGAUUUUUUUCUGCAAACUCUCUGGUUUGUUCCAAGUGCUGAUAUAGACAGGAGUCUCCAGUUUCAUUUCUGGAGAGCUUUGCCCUUUGUCAAGGACAUGAGCCAACUUAUUUUGUGCUGCUUUGGACACAGCCAGGAAAGCAAAGCAGAGGGUCACACUCUUCCCUGGGAGAGUAGCUCAAGGAGAUGCUCUUCUGCAGCCAGCAUACAGGAGCACCUGCCUGUUACAGCACUCCCAGAGAGGGCCAGAGCAGGGCAGCAUGCCUCAGUGGAAUCCUUUUCCUUGAUACAAUGAGAGUUAUUCAUGAGAGUCCAUUCUUUCUCUAGCUUCUAGGAGCUGUGGCUCCCCAAGAAGCCAAGGAAGUGUCUUUUUGGCUUACCUUCUCAGCAUUACAUCUUGCUGAGCUGGGCAGAUUCUGCCCUUGAAGUCAUUUCAAGGGCUGAAUGUUGCAAAGAGCCGGGUGCACCCAGCCUGCUGCCAGCAGCCUGUUGUGCCCCAGCACUGGGCUUUCUUGGGUCUGUGUCCUGGACGAGUGAAGGUGCUAAGCAAAAUUCAUACCAGUCUCAAGCAGGGAUUAACUGUGCAAUAAGAUUGGUAAUUCAAUAAUGUAAUUCCCAGUUAAUAUAGAUAAUAAUGGGAUUUUUUUUUCCAGAAUCAAAGUGGGAGAAAACGCUUUCUGUGCAUGGGAUUUAAGUGUUUUAACCUAGGAAAAGUUCAUUUUGGGACCACACUAUUUCUGGUUUUAGAUUUGAAAACUCUUCUUUUGCAGGAGCACAAAAAACUAAGCAUCCUUUAAGUAUUUUUUUUUUUUUUAAAUCAGUGGGAUCUGUGUUUGAGUGAGGAAUGAAGUACUGGAUAUUCAGUGGGAUAUUUUAGGGAAAAUUGCAAUAAAAAUUAUAUCCUAAAGCAAAUGAACAAACACACCUACAGUCCCCUCAGUAUGUCUGAAUGAUCAUAAUGCAUGUCAAAGCCGAGUUUAUGAGCCUAUGAUCUGAGAUUUCAGUCGUAUAUAGAAUGAAAUCACUCUACUGAGCUGUUCAUAAAGCUUCAGAGAACUGAACUGCUAAUCGAAUGUGUCUUUGUUUCAUUUAUGUUUGAUAUUAAUGCCUUUUAAGAGCAGACAAUUUAUAAAGCAAUAAAUCAUGCUUUACAGUUGUAAUUUAUUCCAAUGUCAAAUAAAACAUGUUGCAUUUAC